UUGAUUUUGAAAAAAAAAAAAAAAAAGAAAAAAAAAAAGGAAAAGAAGAAGAGAAAGAAAACACUAGAGCCCGAUCUCGAGCCGUCGACUGUCACCCUGCGCGAUCCCUCGUUCGCUCAGUUUUUCUGCCGUCGCGAGUCCAUUUCAACCCACCUGUUUACCAAGCUCCUCCAUGGCAAGCUCUUAUAGAGGAAAAUCUAGAAGGGACAAGCCUAGACCACGCUUAACUGAACAGAAGAAGCAGGAGAUUAAGGAAGCUUUUGAGUUAUUUGACACUGAUGGCUCAGGUACCAUUGAUGCCAAAGAGCUAAAUGUUGCCAUGAGGGCUCUUGGUUUUGAGAUGACAGAAGAGCAAAUAAAUCAAAUGAUUGCAGAUGUUGACAAGGAUGGAAGUGGUGCAAUUGAUUUCGAGGAAUUUGUUCACAUGAUGACGGCCAAAAUUGGAGAAAGAGACACUAAGGAGGAACUCAUGAAGGCAUUUCAGAUCAUCGACCAAGAUAACAAUGGGAAAAUAUCUCCUGCGGACAUUAAGCGCAUUGCAAAGGAUCUGGGUGAGAACUUCACUGACGAAGAGAUACAUGAGAUGGUCGAGGAAGCUGACCGAGACCGCGAUGGAGAGGUUAAUGUUGAGGAGUUUAUCAGGAUGAUGCGGAGAACAGCCUAUGGGUAUUAGAACUCUAGUAUUCAAUCUCUUCCUGGUGUUGGAAGCCUGAUGAAUUGCAGAAUCUGUUUUCUGCUUUGUUUGUAGUAUAUAGUUGUUAUAUAAGCAGGAGGGGAGAUUAAAGAAUUUAUGGUUUAAAUACAUUAUGUUUUGGCCUGGAUUUGAAUAUAUAUCAUGUAUCUUAUUUUGACAGAUGUGAAGUUGAUUAAGCUGUUUAUUUCA
Messenger RNA from Morus notabilis, 883 nucleotides. RefSeq names its product probable calcium-binding protein CML20. The record is from RefSeq and is a predicted model, not a curated record. Gene Ontology annotation, biological process: centriole replication; mitotic cell cycle. Gene Ontology annotation, molecular function: calcium ion binding. Gene Ontology annotation, cellular component: centriole; centrosome. Bases 173 to 673 code for a protein of 166 amino acids. The transcript has 7 exons. NCBI's taxonomy places the organism in Eukaryota, Viridiplantae, Streptophyta, Magnoliopsida, Rosales, Moraceae.